Molecule: messenger RNA, 3121 nt
Organism: Sorghum bicolor (sorghum)
Lineage: Eukaryota; Viridiplantae; Streptophyta; Magnoliopsida; Poales; Poaceae
Product: eukaryotic translation initiation factor 5B
Exons: 10
Coding region: 211-2895 (894 amino acids)
Molecular function (GO): translation initiation factor activity; GTPase activity; GTP binding
Source: RefSeq, a predicted model, not a curated record
CACGCGCACCCAAGCCUCCCCAAAACACCAAGCCUCCUCGCCGCUGCUGCCGUUAUCCGCCGGCCGCCGCCCAUCUAGGUCUUCCACCGCCGCCGUCGCCGCCGCGAUCUAGUCUACACAGCGGCGCGUCCGCGCGUGUUCCCCGCCGUCGUAUGUGCGUCCGCCUCUUCGACAAUCUGGACAGCCGGUACAGCACUCGUCUCCGCUCCCAUGUCGUCGAGGACGACCGCGGGGUCCCGCGCCGCCCCUGGCGGCGGCGGAGGCCUGAGGAAGGUGCCGGCUAGUGGCACGACAUCGGUGCCCAGGCACGUGAGGAUGAUCCAGGAGAGGCUGGCUCGCGCGCGCGAGGAGGAGAGGCGCCGGGAGGAGGAGGAGAGGCGCGCGGAGGAGGAGCGGAGGGCGAGGGAGGAGGCAGCGAGGCAGGCGGAGGUGGAUAGGAGGCUUCGGGAGGAGAAGCGGCGAAAGAGGCAGGAGGAGGCGAAGAAGCGCGGGGAGCGGGAGGAGAAGCUACGGAUGGAGGCGGCGCGGAGGCGGUUGGGUGUCGCUGUUGCUGAUGCCACCGGCGGUGAUGGGUGUGGUGGCACGCAGAGAAGGCCCGUGUAUGAAUCAAGGAAGUCCAAAUCGCUGCCCAAGCGUCAUGUCAAUGUCCAAUCUGAAACCGAUUUGGGGGAAGCUCUGGGGUCUGAGGACCAGUUGCAGGAAAAACAGAGCAAUGCUUCACUGGAGGAUAAUGGUGGAGUCGUCGUUGUUGAUGCGCUGGAAUUUGGGGAGGAACACAUUACACAAUCUUCUUCGGAAGAGAGCAAUGAAAUCGACGAAGAUGAUACUUGGGAGAACAAGAGCUUCGAUGGAGUUGAUUCCCUGUUGCAUGGUAAAUCUCCCUCUUUUAGAGAACUGGAAGAGGAGCAAGCAGAGGAAAAGCAGGUGACCUCUGCUGCUCCAAUUUCUAACCCAAUCAGUUUAUCGGAAGAUAUUGGGGAAGAUUUGGUCUCUGCCCUUGAUGGUGAAGGUCAAGGCAAUGGGGUUGAUAUGGAGCUUCGUGCGCCGAUAUGUUGCAUCCUUGGGCAUGUGGAUGCUGGAAAGACAAAGCUGCUUGAUUGUAUUCGGCGAAGCAAUGUGCAGGGUGGGGAGGCUGGGGGAAUCACGCAGCAGAUUGGUGCAACCUACAUACCUAUUGAGAAUAUCAGGGAGAGGACCUCCCUCAAAGCUGAGGUUACCAUCGAAGUUCCUGGCUUGCUUGUAAUUGACACCCCAGGGCACCAGUCAUUCAGUAACAUGCGCUCGAGGGGAUCAAGUCUGUGUGACAUUGCUGUAGUGGUUGUUGAUAUUACACGUGGGCUUGAGAAGCAGACAAUGGAGUCCCUUGAUCUUUUGAAACACCGCAAUGUGAGGUUUAUUGUUGCCUUGAACAAAGUUGAUCGGCUAUAUGGUUGGAAGACCUUUAUCAGUGCACCAAUAGCAAAAGCGCUUAAGAACCAAACUGAUGAUGUACAAAGGGAAUUCAAAUGGAGGGUAACUGAGGUUAUAACACAACUUAUGGAAAAGGGUUUCAAUGCUGCCCUGUAUUACGAGAACAAGAAGCUGAAACAAGUUGUCAAUAUUGUCCCAACCAGCGCUGUAAGCGGUGAAGGCAUUCCAGACCUACUUAUGCUUCUGGUGCGAUGGGUGCCAAAAAUAAUGAUGGAGAGACUGACAUAUGUCAAUACUGUGGAGUGUACUGUGCUGGAGGUCAAUGAAGAUAAGGACUUUGGAACAACAAUUGAUGUAGUGCUGAUUAAUGGUGCACUUCGGAAAGGUGAUCGAAUUGUUGUCUGCACCAAACAGGGGCCUGUUGCAACCAAUAUAAGGUACUUGUUGACUCCUUCUCCAAUGAAAGAACUCAAAGUUAAGGGAGUAUACAAGCAUCACGAGGAGCUUAAAGCUGCUCAAGGGGUUAAAAUUGCAGUACGAGGGCUGCAACAUGCUAUGGCAGGCACUUCUCUCAUUGUGGUAAAGCCGGGGGAUGAUAUGGAACGAGCUGAAGCUGCAGCAAUGCAAGAAAUCAGCAAGGCCAUCAGCCUCAUUAACGGGGAUGAAAGGGGUGAGAAUGAAGAUGGAACAGAAAUACAAGAAAUUAGUAGGAUCAAGCAUUGCAGGGAUGGUGUAUAUGUGCAAGCAUCUAGUCUUGGAACCUUGGAAGCGAUUAUUAAACAUUUGAAGACUCUUGCUUUGGAUGUUCCUGUCAGUGGUUGCAACUUAGGCCCAGUCCACAAGCAGGAUGUCAUGAAAGCAACUGCCAUGCUGAAGAGGAAAGAAGAGUAUGCAGCCAUCUUGGCCUUUGAUGUCAAAGUAAUGCCUGAGGCUUUUGAACUUGCAGCUGAAUCGGGGGUGAAGAUUUUUAUGGCUGAUACAGUAUACAAGCUUGUUGAUAGUUUUACUGAUCACAUUAAUAAAUUGAAAGAAGAGAUGAAGAAGCAAUGUGCAGCUGAUGCAGUGUUCCCAUGCACCCUUAGGAUUCUUCCAAACCGUGUCUACCAUAGCAAGGAUCCAGUUGUUUGUGAUGUUGAAGUUCUAGAAGGCAUUGUCAAGGUGGGAACCCCAAUUUGUGUUCGUGUUCCAAGUAAGGAUAGCAGUGCUGAUGUGAUUCAUGCCCUUGGGAGGAUCUCAUCAAUGAAAACAUCCAAUGGCAUGCAGAUUAAUUCUGCCAGUAAUGGAGUUGUGUCGAUAAAGAUAAUUGGAGAGAAUCCUCAGGAGAGGUCCUGGGUGUAUGGACGCCAUUUUAACUCUGACAAUGAGCUGCUCAGCCAAAUUUCUAGGAAAUCCAUUGAUGUGCUGAAAGAACACUAUCGGGAUGAGAUGAGUGAUGAAAAUUGGCAACUGAUCUGCAGGCUAAAGAAACAAUUGGGGAUCCCCUAAAUCGUUUUAAAGAUUUUUAUACUGUCAUUUCCCUUUUGAAUCGAGAGACCUGUAAUCUAUUUAAGUUUUUAUGUUUUGAUUGUGCGUGGAGACAGCUUGUCUUUUUUUUUUGGUAUUUUAGAAUUGUUCAUGGAGACUCACUUUGAGUACUUGAGUGGUUUGAAGACUCUUUUCUGUUAUAUUCUGGAUUGUUGAAAUCAAUAAUAGAUGCUGGACAUGUUGAAAA